UUGUGCUCUGCGUAGCAAUCUGACCUAACUAUCAAACUGUGGCGUUCAUCAACAAAACUAAGCAGACAUCAACCCGUUCCAUAGGUGUCAUUGUGUUAUAGUACUUUUAACUGAAUAUUCGUAGGCAUCAUGAGCGGCUUACGAACCAUUCUCACUAGCUCUGCGAUUGUUGGAGCUCUUGGAAUUGGGUAUGGGAUGUGGUCAGUGAUAUCCCCUGGAGAGGAGAGGAAGAGAGAAUUAAUAAAGAAUCUACCUGAGUCAAAUCCAGUGCGCAUGGAGGAGAGCAAGAGGAGGAACGCACUCAUGCUUCAAGUCUUGAAGGAUGCAGCAGAAACGAGUGACAACAUUGCUCGAGGUUUUGGAUCCCAGAAGUAAACUGAGUGUCUGUAACCACAUAAUGACAGACACCAGGUAGAACUCGCAACAUGUAAAUGUCUAACGGGAAAAGGUGGAAUUUUUUUGGUUCGUCUGAUGCUCACCGACAUCACUUGCAUAAUUUUAAUGUUUCAAUAUUCUGCCUGUAUAAAAGACUGUCACGGGACCUUGUCUGAAUAAUUUUCAUGCAAGCUGACAUGGGUAUAACUUGAAUGAAAGAUGGAAUGGAACAGUAAAACAUAAACGUCCACGCUGUGUGUUUAUUGGAACAUUCUGUUUUUGUGCAUAGUGUGCAACACUGGGGUCAGCACCGAAGGCAGGAUUUCUCAGAUAACCGCACAUUUAAAGCCAAAAGUCAAAACUGGUCAUGUGGAGAAGAGGUAGGAAUAUUCCAAUUGGACACACUGAAAUUUUGGCUUAAUAUCAUCGAGCUAACUGAAAGAUCCAGCUUCAGUGUAUACCCACAUGUGGGCCAGUGUCAACUAGAUCACUGCUAAGAAUCGUUAAAAAAAAAUCCAGUAUACGAAGUGACAUACGCAAUGAAAUAUGGGUUACACACAUUAAAUACACAUAUAUUCCACAGUGUACAGAAAAUAUGCGCACUGUCUUCACAUCUGCACAAUUUAAUAAAUUUAAAGUGCAAUA
Messenger RNA from Chanos chanos (milkfish), 1020 nucleotides. It is a transcript of the gene uqcc3, whose product is annotated as ubiquinol-cytochrome c reductase complex assembly factor 3. The record is from RefSeq and is a predicted model, not a curated record. NCBI's taxonomy places the organism in Eukaryota, Metazoa, Chordata, Actinopteri, Gonorynchiformes, Chanidae. The transcript has 2 exons. Bases 130 to 375 code for a protein of 81 amino acids. Gene Ontology annotation, biological process: mitochondrial respiratory chain complex III assembly.